AAAGCAAAAUAGAAAAGAAGCGAAUUCGAAGAAGCAAUGGCACUAUUGAUGGAAAAGGGGUCUGAACCCCAAACCGAAAGCGAAAGAGAUGACCUUGAUGCCAUAGCCGCUCUCAAAGAAAAUACAGCUAUUGAACCCAAGGACAAGGGUAACGAGUAUGUGAAGAUGGGCAAAAAGUACUUCGCUGAUGCCAUAGAUUGCUACACGAGAGCAAUAAAUCAGCAAGCUUUGAGUGACUCUGACACUUCUCUUCUCUUUUCAAGUAGGGUCCAUGUCAAUCUUUUACUUGGUAACUACAGACGUGCUCUUACUGAUGCUGAGGACUCAAUUAAGCUCUGUUCCACUAAUGUCAAGGCUCUGUGCCGAGCUUCCAAAGCGUAUUUUGCAUUCAACUUGUUGCCUGAAUCAACUCUGCAUUGCCAAAAUGGACUUAAGCAUGACCCAAGUAACGAAGAGCUAAAGAAGCUGUUAAGGCAAAUUGAGUCAAAGAAGAUGGAACAUGGACAGCGUGAGGCUCAAGUUUCCAAGGCUUUAUCAGAGGCUAAGGACCUUGUUUCCGGGAUCGAAAGUAGAGGACUGAAAAUUGGGAAGGCAAUGUAUCAAGAACUUACAGGAUUAAGAAAGCCUGUAUUAGAUAAGAAUAAUAUUCUUCAUUGGCCAGUUCGUCUGCUGUAUGUAGAGGUUAUGUCCAGUGACUUCAAUGAGGAUUUCUGUGAGACUGAAAUGUUGUCAGCUAAUCUGGACAUGAUGUCUUCAGAAAACUGCCCACCUUUGUCAUGGGAUCAAGAACACAAUUACACUCGUGAAGCUGUUGAAUUAUACUAUGAAAAUGUAACCAGUGUUUUCAAAGGCAUGCCUUCGCGCGCGUCGGAGCGCGCGUCGGCGCGAGGCGGCAGGGAAACGCCCGAGGCGAUCGGCCGUUUCGGACGUUUAGCGAUGGGAAGGCGUAAGAAGGCGUUGCAAGGCAUGUUGAAGCGUAGCGAGGCGGAGCAAGGCGUGCAGAUCUGGAAACCUCUGAACCGGAAGAAUUUUGCUCGUCUGCAAACUCUUACGCCUCAACGCUUCAAGGCUUACGCCUCGCGUAGCACUACUGAAAACGUCUCGCCUAUACGCCUCGCCUUUGAAAACAUUGAAUGUAACAGCUUUACAGUUUCUGAUCUCCAAAAUAGGAGGAAAAUCAGUUAUGGAAUUACGGACCUAAGCGUAUUUGGUCUCCACUUGUCUUCUAUUUCACUAUGGAAUCUAUUAGAUUCUCCUAAUUCUUGGCCAUCCACCUCUGGAAUUUCUUGGGAUCUUUUUGUCACAAUAAAUAGCCUUUAG
This is a messenger RNA of Prunus mume (Japanese apricot), 1320 nucleotides long. Lineage: Eukaryota; Viridiplantae; Streptophyta; Magnoliopsida; Rosales; Rosaceae. The record is from RefSeq and is a predicted model, not a curated record.